AUUGAAAAUGGUAUCACAUCUUUUCUGCUUUUUGUCUCCCCUUCGCCGGUCGUCACAUUUGGUCCCGUCUCUCGGCUCGUCCUCCCACAGGCUCGUCAGCUGAUUCUGCAGCACGGCCUCACGCUGUCGGAUCUGGACAGGCACCCAGAGCUGGACGUGGCGAUUGACGGAGCGGACGAAGUGGACGCAGAUCUCACGCUGAUAAAAGGUGGAGGCGGCUGCCUCACGCAGGAGAAGAUCGUCGCCGGCUGCGCUAAACACUUCGUUGUCAUUGCAGACUACAGGAAGGACUCCAAGGCUCUGGGUCAGCAGUGGAAGAAGGGAGUUCCCAUCGAGGUGAUCCCCAUGGCGUACGUUCCCGUCUCCAGGACGAUAGCCAAACGUUUCGGAGGGGAGGCCAACUUACGGAUGGCUGUCAGCAAAGCA
Molecule: messenger RNA, 426 nt
Organism: Plectropomus leopardus (leopard coralgrouper)
Lineage: Eukaryota; Metazoa; Chordata; Actinopteri; Perciformes; Serranidae
Source: RefSeq, a predicted model, not a curated record